Molecule: messenger RNA, 1552 nt
Organism: Haplochromis burtoni (Burton's mouthbrooder)
Lineage: Eukaryota; Metazoa; Chordata; Actinopteri; Cichliformes; Cichlidae
Exons: 9
Coding region: 155-1552 (465 amino acids)
Source: RefSeq, a predicted model, not a curated record
UUCAAAAGCGCUCCGACGUUUUCGGAGACGUCUGUUACCCACUAGCUCGAUAGCUAGCCGGGGUUUAACGCUCACUAGAGCCGUGAGAACACCGGACUCCGGGCGAACCAUUUUCAAAACCACCGCCGUCUUUCACUACUCAGGUGACUGAGCAAUGGAGAAGCUGGAUGAUGUAACAGUAUCUGUCCUUAAAGCUGCAAGCAUUGACGAGCGCAUGCUUUUAACAUUGACCCGUGAUGAUCUGAGGGACCUUUUUUCUGGGCCUGAGCACUUUCUCAGAAGAAAACAUGUGUGGUCAAUAAUUCAUCCUGAGGAAGACCAUCCGCUACCACAGAAACCUGAAACAACUUCUUCACCCAGGGUAGUUGCAACAGGCCCUCCAACUGCUGAUGCUAAUGUAAGCCAGCUGAAAACCUUGCAGCUCCCCAGUCCUCCGGAAUAUGUUCUGUACACCGACAGUGAGUUGGAGCAAUGCCGAAAGAGUUACCUGGAGUUGGCCUGCUCCGGCAGGGAACAGGCAUGCGUCAUGUCAAAAGAACUGAGAUGCAGAUUGGUGAGAAAUACAAUCACAAGUAUGGUGUCCCUUUUGAGAGCAAGCCAAGGCCAAAUGGAGCGAUACCCCUCUAAGACCGAAAUCACUGCAAUGGCUAAAAAAGUUGUGGAAUAUUAUCCUAUGCUGCAGGAUAAUGAUGCAAGCGUAAAACACGAGAGCAUUAAUGCCAAGUUACAAAAAAGGCUGCAAAGUAUGAAAACCCCAGUAAAAAGGCAAGGACCAACACCGGAGAGGGGACGGCCCAAGAGAAGGCUCACUGACCUCUCCCCAAGGGAUGAAGAUGCUGAUCGCAGUUCUUCCAGUGGUGCAUCUACUCUGUUGUCACCUGUCAGAAAUUCUGACGAUGCCUCCACUUCAUCUGACAAGGAUAGUCAGCAAAUACAAGCAAGACAUUACAAAACAUUACAAGAAAUGUGUAAGAAGGCAAAACCAAACCAAGAAGAUGUGUCCCAGCUAUUAGACCUCGAGUUUGAAGCCAGAAGAUCCUUCAUUGACUCAGAUACCAUGAAAGAGGAGAACAGAGCUCGCCUCGUCUUGGAUGCAUAUCCAUGCUUUAAAGAAUUGCAUCAUGCGUUGGGUGAGCUUCGCAGAAUUUUGGAUCCCCACAACAACAAGUUCAUCAGUCAAGUAAAACUGAGAUGGGAAGAAUUCUGCUCCAGGGUAGAGUUCUACGGUGUGUCAAAGAAGGCAAUGAAUCCACCAAUGACCAUGGACAAAACUGAAGCCCACCUUGCACUGAUGAAGGCUCUUCCAACGCUCUUUCCCACACCUGCCCAUCCACCAAAAAAGAUGGGGAAUGCUUCUGAAAAUAUUUCGGUGAGGUAUCCUGGGAAUAUCCUAGCAGAAGGAGGAGGCCCCAGAGCAGACCCAGGAUUCGUUGGAGAGAUUAUAUUUCUCGGCUUGUUCGGGAACGUUUCGGUCUCCCCCCUCGAUGAGCUAGAGCAGGUGCCGAGGGUGAGGGAAGUCUGGGCCUCUUUGCUCAGACUGCUGGCGCCGUAA